This is a messenger RNA of Rotaria sordida, 348 nucleotides long. The record is from the annotation of a GenBank genome assembly. Lineage: Eukaryota; Metazoa; Rotifera; Eurotatoria; Philodinida; Philodinidae.
AUGCCAAACACAGAUCCUCUUAAUACAAAUGCACAGAUUAAUCAACCAGAGAAUGAUCUACCUGUUCCACUUGUUCCACCAGUGGCUGCACCAUCUUUGGAAGUCGCUGAUGCAAAUUCAACAGUUGCUACUGCUAUUGAUAAUACUGAUGAAACACUCAGUAUUCGUGGUCAAAUUCAAACACCAACGUUAUUAUCACGAACGAAUAAAAGUUCAAAUUUAUCGGAAGCAAAUCAACAAGCUAAAAAGAAAUGUGUUCCUCGAAGUGUAAAACGACAUUGUAAAGCACUUUAUUCAUCUACAAAAUCAUUAUUUUUUAAUAACAAGGCAAUGAAAUCUUGUCGGUGA